UGGAAUUAAAACUAAAAAUUAGAUCUGAUUAAACAUUCUGGUGAACAAUUAAUUCAUUCUCGGACCCUGGACUCGAACUUAUUCCGCGUUCUUCGUCGAGCACAUAUUCGCUCCUUCGAUCUGCUUCUCUUAGAAAUAGGCGCUCCCAGGUUUCAUCGGAGAAAUUUCGCACGGCGUUGCACAACCGUUCAGGAGCCGAAAUGGGUGAUCUUUUGGACAAAAGAACAAAACGAGCAAUCACACACGUGAUCUUCGACAUGGACGGUCUUCUGCUUGAUACUGAAAAGUUCUAUACCAUCGUCCAAGAGAAGAUCUUAUCUAAGUAUGGCAAAAGUUUUGACUGGUCAGUGAAAGCUAAGAUGAUGGGAAAGAAAGCCUUAGAUGCUGCCAUGGUGCUUAUUCAUGAGUAUAGCCUUGAAGGCGUUCUUUCACCUGAAAAUUUUAUCAAGGAAAGAGAAGAAAUGUUGCUUACCCUGUUUCCAGAUUGUGAGUUCCUACCAGGAGCUAAGCAUUUGAUCAAUCAUCUUCAUGCCAAUGGUAUACCCAUGUGCGUAGCGACAAGUUCACACAGGCGACACUUCAACCUGAAGACAACCAAUCAUGGUGAAAUUUUUGCAAUGAUGCAUCAUAUAGUUGUUGGGGAUGACCCCGAAAUUACGCAUGGAAAACCAUCUCCAGAUAUAUUUCUUGUGGCUGCUAAAAGGUUUCAGGAUCAGGAUGACCCUCCAGUUCCAGAGACUGUACUAGUGUUUGAAGAUGCACCAGUAGGAGUCACUGCUGCUAAGAGUGCUGGAAUGUCAGUGGUUAUGGUUCCAGAUCCUGCUUUAGACAUCGGACUUCAGAAUGAAGCCGACCAAGUACUGACCAGUCUGCUGGAUUUUCAGCCAAGCGAUUGGGGCCUACCCCCAUUUCCAGAUGGUCAAGAAUAACAACGACAAGAUCUUAUGCACGUUAAACAGAGUGGGUACUGACCGCUUCCAUUUCUGUGGAACAAGAAAACUUGGCCCUCCUUCUGAAGUUUUGGAAUUUUCUUGUUAAGUAGAUACUUUCUCCUUUUACCAGUUGACAAAUGAGUCAAUCUUGUUGUCGAACACUGCAGCAUGCCUGUGUCAAUUUGACUGAUGCGAAUUGUUGAAAGGCUUGGACCUUUUCUUCCUCUUGGAUUUAACAAGAGGAAUCGAGGUGCUGCCUGCGGGGGUGCAGAAGGCGCUUAUGAAAAGCUCAGGCCUGCGUUGAAUGUUUGCUCGCAAUCACUUCUCGUCUAUAUGACCCUGUGGCUCAUGGCUGAGAUUGAGCAAUUAUAGGCUUGUUUUGUGAGGAAGCGGAGUCUAAAGCUGUUAACAUUAAUGAAGUAUGCGGCAUCAUGGAUCAUCUUUAUUGCUUUCACGAGGUUACCCUUUCUGUCUCAGAGACAUGAAUUACUAGUGUGUCAAUUUAAAGAAAAUAAAUAUCAGAGGGAUCUUAGAUGAAAGACCCUUUGACCAA
Nymphaea colorata (pocket water lily) is the source of this 1485-nucleotide messenger RNA. RefSeq names its product (DL)-glycerol-3-phosphatase 2. Gene Ontology annotation, biological process: glycerol biosynthetic process. The record is from RefSeq and is a predicted model, not a curated record. The transcript has 7 exons. Gene Ontology annotation, molecular function: sn-glycerol 3-phosphatase activity. NCBI's taxonomy places the organism in Eukaryota, Viridiplantae, Streptophyta, Magnoliopsida, Nymphaeales, Nymphaeaceae. The coding region runs from base 201 to 929 and encodes 242 amino acids.